AUGGUUCAGCCUGUCAAGCCUAGCGUUCAAACCAUCCCAGCUUCAUCACCUAUCCAGGAGAUCUUGGAGAUCUUACAUCGAGAUGGUGUGAUCGUCUUGUCGGACUAUGCAACGGAAGAAGAGAUCGAUGCUCUUAAUGCAAAAGCUGCACCUCACUUUGACAAGGCCGCAAGAGAGUUUAAGCCCGAUGACAAGUUCAAGGGUUUCCGGGCUUCGAAUACGACUGUCUUUUACGAUUUGAUAGGUGCAGUUCCGGAGGAUACCUCCAAAUUGUUGCAGAGGAAAGUCUGGCAUCAAGUUAUGGAAGAGUUCUUGUCACCCGAAACAUGGGAGUGGUACGGCGAGAAGAAAGAGGUUAGGAAGGGUAGCUACUGGUUACAUACCUCGAUCGCAUACAAGGUGGGACCAGGAGCAGGUAAUCAAGUUUUACACAGAGAUUCCAACUCCUCUAUGGUCCAGCGAACAGGUCCUGAGACACCAGCCACCAUGGUAUCAACAUUCGUUGCUGGUGUGGAUGUAACAGCUCAGAACGGAGGCACCCAUGUUAUUCCAGGAUCACAUCUCUGGCCUCAGGACAGGGCUCCUAAGCAGGAGGACUGCUGUAUCGUCGAGAUGAAGAAAGGGUCAUUGGGUAUCUGGCUCGGAAACAUCUUCCACGGCGCUGGCUCUAACACCUGUUCACCCACUGACCCUAACGCUUUCCGAAUCAUCUACGGUCUAUUUGCGACCAGCGACAAUUUCCGACAAGGUGAAAAUACCGUGUUAGCUUGUAAACCAGAGGAAUACAUGAAAAUGACACCUGAUGUUCUCAGAGUGUUGGGUUUCUAUAAAGGUUCUUCCGGGACAGGUGCACUCGGCGGUAAAGAUCCGAUCAAAACCUGGAAACCACUUGAAGGCUAUAACGGUGGCGAAUGGAUUUACCAAGAGAAGAAACAGUGA
Messenger RNA from Kwoniella botswanensis, 939 nucleotides. RefSeq lists its product as uncharacterized. NCBI's taxonomy places the organism in Eukaryota, Fungi, Basidiomycota, Tremellomycetes, Tremellales, Cryptococcaceae. The record is from RefSeq and is a predicted model, not a curated record. The coding region runs from base 1 to 939 and encodes 312 amino acids. The transcript has 11 exons.